This is a messenger RNA of Siniperca chuatsi (mandarin fish), 626 nucleotides long. It is a transcript of the gene nupr1b, whose product is annotated as nuclear protein 1b. Gene Ontology annotation, biological process: negative regulation of cell cycle; negative regulation of cell population proliferation; regulation of transcription by RNA polymerase II. Gene Ontology annotation, cellular component: nucleus. Bases 79 to 303 code for a protein of 74 amino acids. The transcript has 3 exons. The record is from RefSeq and is a predicted model, not a curated record. Lineage: Eukaryota; Metazoa; Chordata; Actinopteri; Centrarchiformes; Sinipercidae.
UGGAGGAAGAAGAAGAAGCUGCUGUUGCUGAAGUUUGACAAACUUUCCUUGUUGGAGCAAAUCGUCGGAGAAGCAAACAUGAGUCACGUCGACGUGAAAAACCUGAAGCCCACCAACUUUGAAGACGAGUACUACGAUCAGUAUGAUUAUUAUAACUUAACCGAUAAAUACGCAGAAGGCUCGGCCCGCAAAGGCAGGACAAAGAAGGAGGCCAGUGACAACACCAACAGGCACAGCCCCUCCGGACAUGAGCGCAAAAUUGUGGAGAAGCUCCAAAACAGCGAGAAGAAAGCCAAGGAGUGACUGCUGAGGGCGACUCGGACGGCUUACCCCGGAAAAACCGACCACGGCCUCCUUUGCGACCGAACGAGACGUGCAGACGCAGGAGCGUCCUGAAGAGGAGCCCACAGAUCCAGAUGUUCCAGCUGCAGCUUCAGUGAGGAGAUCUUCAUCAUGGCAGCAGACCGUGGCUCCUCCGCCUGUAGCUCUCAGUGUGGUGGGGGUGUACCUGGGUCCCGGUUCGGACCAUGAUGGUGCACGUGUGAUUGUGGUGGUGGCAGUUGGGUGGUUUCGAUGUGUUGACAUGUUUUUAAAAGUGUUUUACUAUUAAAACUCUUUUAAACGAC